CGAGAAUUUUGAAAAUGAAGAAAUCAGUUGUUGUAACUUCAGUGCUGAUGACGUUGGUACUUAGUUUAGAUGUACAUUUCUGUCUUGGUUUUGUUAUUUCAGAAAGAGUCGAAACGGUGGACAUUCCAUCGUAUGAAAAAAGAGAAUCGCCUGAAGAUUUACUUGAAGCUGUGAAGUUGUUGUUCAAUUUGGAGGAAAGCAAAAAUGAGAGUUUGGAAAGGCUGAAGCAAAUUUUAAAAGCAAACAAGUCUGCAAAUGGAACGGGCUCGUCAACGUCUACCUUAUCUUCACCGAUUUCGGCAACUUCAUCGUUAGUUUCAUCAUUACCGACGGGAAAACUAACAUUUAAACAAUUCUUAGAAAUUCUCGAAAAACUAAAUAUUUAUCCUGUGCAUGAAGAAGUUAUUCAACUUAUUGAAUCCAAUUCAGACCGAAUUAAUAAGUUGUACGAAGUUUUAAAAAAGGAGAUGAAUGACGAUGAUUGUGGUGAUGAUAUUUUCGAAUGCCUUUGGGAUUUGUUUAAUUGAUGAGCAAGAAAAAUGUUUUAGUAUCCAGCGAAUCGAGUAUUACAGCCAAAUUAGUUAUGGAAAGACGCGUUCGGUGUCCGCUAAAGAAUAUCUAUUGCUGAUGGUCAUAAACAAUAUAACGAUAGAUUGAUUUAGCUUAGACCUAUCGGUAUGUUUGUUUAUGAAAUGGUUCCGGUGGAGCAGCACGCCAUUCUCACAUUUUUCGGUUAAAGAUAGUCAUCAAAAC
Glossina fuscipes is the source of this 753-nucleotide messenger RNA. RefSeq lists its product as uncharacterized. The transcript is spliced from 2 exons. The record is from RefSeq and is a predicted model, not a curated record. Lineage: Eukaryota; Metazoa; Arthropoda; Insecta; Diptera; Glossinidae. Bases 15 to 527 code for a protein of 170 amino acids.